AUGACCACACAAAAGGCGGUUAUCAUUACGGAGCCUAAGAAGAUUGGUCUGGUUACCGAUCGGCCAAUCCCUGCCCUUCAGGAUGACUAUAUUCUCGUCAGGACUGUUAGUGUCGGUUUGAAUCCUACUGUAGAAGCCAUCGGUAAGGAUAUCAAGAAGCCGUUCAAGAAGGGCAAUUGUGUGUGUGGAUUCACUCAUGGUGCUAACGCUGUCCAGCCCGAAGAUGGUGCCUUUGCUGAGUAUAUUGUAGCCAAGGGUGACCUACAGAUAAAGAUUCCCGACAACAUGAGUUUCCAGGAUGCUGCUACCCUGGGUGUCAGUAUCAACACGUUGGCCCUGCCUACUGAGCCCAUGAAGAAGGCUGCGCCUAUUCUAAUCUAUGGAGGCUCUACUGUAACCGGCACCUUGGCCAUUCAGUUUGCCAAGAUAUCCAGGUAUACAGUCCUCAUAACCUGCUCUCCUCACAAUUUUAACCUUAUCCGUAACCAGACUAAGAAUAACCUAAAGCUUGCUCUAGAUUAUAUUUCUCUUGAAGCCAGCGCCAAGUUCUGCAAUAAGGCCAUUUUCAGUGAGGGUGGGGAGUACAGUACUCUCCUGGACAUGAAGAUUGAGUAUACAAAUGUCAAUAACUGCUUUACGCUCGCAUACACCACCGCCGGCGAGGCUUUCAACUUUGGUGAUAUCCAAUUCCUGGCUAAGCUGGAAGAUCAGGCGUACAGUAAAAAAUUUAUCAUGAUUGCCGAGUCACUCCUGCCGGAAGGAAAGGUCAAGGUCCACCCUCCCAUGGUUGGCAAGGGUGGUUUAAAGGAUGUUAUAGAGGAGCUGCAGUUGCUGAAGGAGGACAAGGUUAGCAAGGAGAAACUGGUAUACAAUAUUGCCAAGACUCUGAAUAUUUAA
This is a messenger RNA of Aspergillus alliaceus, 897 nucleotides long. RefSeq names its product zinc-binding alcohol dehydrogenase family protein. Bases 1 to 897 code for a protein of 298 amino acids. The record is from RefSeq and is a predicted model, not a curated record. Lineage: Eukaryota; Fungi; Ascomycota; Eurotiomycetes; Eurotiales; Aspergillaceae. The transcript has 3 exons. Gene Ontology annotation, molecular function: oxidoreductase activity, acting on NAD(P)H.